Molecule: messenger RNA, 21494 nt
Organism: Coregonus sp. 'balchen'
Lineage: Eukaryota; Metazoa; Chordata; Actinopteri; Salmoniformes; Salmonidae
Source: the annotation of a GenBank genome assembly
AGCUGAGAAGACUGAGGUACUGAGUGAUGACCUUCUACAGGUGAAUAUUAUUAUUCUGUCUCCUGCUUCCACUUUAUACUCAGUCACAGCAGCCAUAGACACUGUCAAGUCAAAUGUAACCAUUAACAUACAAUAUGAUGGUGCUGGAUGGAACAUGUGAUGACUUGUGUUGACUGGAUGGAACAUGUGAUGACUUGUGUUGACUGGAUGGAACAUGUGAUGACUUGUGUUGACUGGAUGGAACGUGAUGACUUGUGUUGACUAGAUGGAACAUGUGAUGACUUGUGUUGACUGAAUGGAACGUGAUGACUUGUGUUGACUAGAUGGAACAUGUGAUGACUUGUGUUGACUGAAUGGAACAUGUGAUGACUUGUGUUGACUGGAUGGAACAUGUGAUGUCAUGGGGAAAAGGUCAGAUGCUGCACAAAAGAAGACCAUGGUGUUGAAACCCUGGAAGUAAUUUCAUUUAGUGAACCUGGGAUUGUUUCUUAAUUCAAUAAUACAUUGCCUUGGCAAGACAAGUUGGCUAAAGCAGAACCGUUUGUUUCAAGUCGUGUUAUCACAUUCACAGUCUACCUCCAUCAUCAUAACCCCUCCUAAAAGAGUGAGACGCAACAUGAGUAAUUUAGUGUUGAGGGAUUUUGUCAAAGUACACACACAAAAUCUUGACUCUGGUCUUGAAGCAAGGCUGUUGGCAAGGGUUUGUUGUUGGGUCUGGUUUCAGUGAUGCGAUGCCAGGUGCGAUGUGUGGGAAAGCAGGUGACCAUGUUUUUCCAAUCAGAACAGACCUUGGCAACUUGUUUUACUCUGGAACACAUACUGUGUCCAUGCUGUGCCAGGGAGAACAACAUGGCAGCUGAAUGAAGUGACUGGACUCUGUAGUGUGACUGAUGGAUGAAGUGGUCUUUGGAGGAAAGGAGAGAGAGUGUAUGUUAACUGAGAGGAGGGGAGAGCGAGAGCAUGAAAGAAAGUCAGUCUCCAUGCUCUAUUGAAUAGAUAUGGUCUUUAAGAGAGGGAAGGAGUGUGUUAAAAGUGGAACAGAGGAAGUGAAAGAGGGAGUGUGAGUGCCAGUCAACUCUACACACCUCUCUCUCAGCUCUUCAUAAAAAACAACUGAGUCACACUUUUAGGAACUGCCUUAGUGAACUAUGAACCCAGGCUUGACUUAACAUACACACAGUCUAAGCACCUGGUUAACAAAGUGACAGUUUAUAGGGCUGAAUAGACAAACAGAACAGGAAUGGAUAGGGAUGCUGAAACUACAUAGAGUUACAAGGCAGUGGACAAUGUAUAGAAUCUGUACUUACUGGAUAUUGUCACGAUGCACUAUGGGAUCUGAGGCUGACUUCAUAGUCUGAGUUGAAAGGCAUUUACUCUAAAUAAGAGACUGCCUGUCAAUAGUCUGGAAUGGCUUCCUUUCUUCCACUCCUCUCCCCGUAUCUUCAUAAUCACCAACUGAAAUAACAUAACAGGUAAAGUGAUAUGGAAAGGAAAGUGAAAUCCAAUCUUUCACUUAUGAAUGACUUGAAGGAGAUACUUACUGUAAAUUGAGGGUGAGUAAACUGAUUACAAAUAUUGAAACACGUCCUAAGUCUCUGCUAUGCUGACUGACUCUUCCUUGGUGAGAAUGCAGUAAGAAGCUGUUUACAAGUAUUGAGACACAGCCAAUAACUGCCUCAAGACUCUCCCCUGGGAAGAAUUCAAGAGAUAGGGAUUCCUUCCCCACAAGUUGUCUUUCAGCUAAACUUUGCUCCUGCAGAAGUGCACUGUGCUGCCCAAGACAUUCCUACUAUCUAUCCCCACUGGAGUGUGCUUCACUAGUUGAAUGCUAAUGUCUCUGAGUGUGAGGGCAGUCCAAGUCAGGCCUAUGGUUCAUAUCACAUGGAUGACACAGUCUAGUUCCAGCAUUUAGUGUUCCUUUCUGGGGCCUGGUGGGAUUUAUACAGGCAUUUUACACCCUUGAAGGGUAUUGCCUGCAUAUACAAACAUAUUAGCAUACACAUACACAUGUAGAUACACACACGCAGGUAUGCAUACAUGUACACACACACACACGUUAUGUUCUUCUAUCCUCGUGGGGACGUAACAUUUUAUUUCCAUUCAAAAUCAUAUUUUCCCUAACCCUUACCAUAACCUUAACCCUAACCCGUAACGCUAAACCUAACUCCUAACCCUAACCCCUAAACCUAAAAUAGCCUUUGUCCUCAUGGACACACACACACACACACACACACACACACACACACACACACACAAGCACCUUCCUAAUAUUGAGUUGCACCCCCCACUUUUGCCCUCAGAACAGCCUCAAUUCAUUGGGGCAUGGACGCUACAAGGUGUCGAAAGCGUUCCACAGGGAUGCUGGCCCAUGUUGACUCCAAUGCUUCCCACAGUUGUGUCAAGUUGGCUGUCCUUUGGGUGGUGGACCAUUCUUGAUACACACAGGAAACUGUUGACACUCAAACCAGUGCGCCUGGCACCUACUACCAUACCCCGUUCAAAUGCACUUAAAUCUCUUGUCUUGCCCAGUCACCCUGUGAAUGGCACACAUACACAAUCCAUGUCUCAAUUGUCUCAAGGCUUAAAAAUCAUUCUUUAACCUGUUUCCUCCCCUUCAUCUACACUGAUUGAAGUGGACUUAACAGGUGACAUCAAUAAGGGAUCAUAGCUGUCACCUGGUCAGUGUAUGUCAUGGAAAGAGCAGGUAUUCAUAUUGUUUUGUACACUCAGUGCACACAGGCAUGUCUAUACACACAUGCCUGCAAUACAAACACAGGCAUACACAUAAACAAGAAUACCAUAAACAAACAGACAAACCGAGACAGAUGGCAAACACAUUCAAUUAAAUUCAACAGAUACAUUAUAAUAAACAUAUAUAACCCACAGUUUGCUGUUUGCAUUUCAAGGCGCAAUGUCUGUGGGUGGAUAGCUCAAUAUGUCAAGAGAGACCAGUUACUAUGAAAUGGGAUGCAGACAUAUCUUGUAAACGUCUAGUUUACUACAGAUGAUUCAUUGAUAAUGUUAGCCUUAUCCAUCUGGCAAGUAACCAGUUACAGUUGUGCCUGCUUGCAAUGGGUUUUAUUACCCAACUCCAAAAAGGAUAGCCCUACCUACACCAUAGGGUUUACUCUAUAGAUAAAGUCAAAUUUUCCUUGUACUAUUAUGGUCUAACAAGGCAGAGCUCAAUUCAAUUUAAUCCACUUUUUUCUUAUCUCCAAGGGGUAGAUAUUAGCUGGGCUUGAAGUGAUUGUGCAGAUCACAUUCAAUAACAUGAUACAUCACCAACUUUCCUAAACAUGAGCCGAAUGUUAGUUCAGUUUAGCCUGUUGAAAUGUGACACUUUAGUUUUGCAGGACCUCUGUCUAUUUAAAUGCCUCAGUCCUAAUCUUGUUUGGACAUGUUUGUGUCAGUAACAGGAGAGCAGCUAGCCCUGUCAGACUGGCCUGUGUCUGUUGGACUGGACUGCACUUGGGAAAAUGCUGAAGAGUUGGAGAGAAGGGAGCGAGAAGAGAUGGGUGAGGGAGAGGAGAGAGAUGGGUGAGGGAGAGGAGAGAGAUGGGUGAGGGAGAGGAGAGAUGGGUGAGGAGGGAAGAUUUGGUCGGUUGACGAGAAGAGAAUGGUAGGGCGCACGCGGAUUGGUGCGUGUUGCGUUAGGAUGUGUUUGAGGGAUCUGUCGAUGUGUUCGGGUAGAUAGCUUGGGUGCGGGCUGGCUAUACGGGGUGGGCGGAUGAGUGAGAGAGAGGGAAGCUGUCUCUCUUAGACAACAAAGCCUAAACCCCAGAGCAGCACUGCUCUGACUCACUGCUCUGGAUGUUCCAUAUUCCCUUUGAGCCAGGGUCAGGGGUCAACUGGCUGCUCAGUCCACUAACUGUUUUUACUGGCUACUGCUCUGGGCCGUCUGCUGGAAAAAGACGGCCACAAUAAUAUGCCUGUAAACCUUUGAACAUCAUUGCACAUAAUGUAGAGAGGAAGGUGGGGGUGAGGGUGGGGUCUGUGUGCGUGCAUGUGCACAUUUACUCCUUAUUUCAUCCCUUUCCAGCCUUCAAGCCAGUCUCCAGGGCAGGCUGUAAUACUAUAUAUUAUUCUGAAUGAGGUGGAGGGUGUCACUGUCAGACCUGGGGGUGGUUGUCAGUGGUGUAAAGUACUUAAGUAAAAAUACUUGAAAGUACUACUUAAGUCGUUUUUUUGGGGUAUCUGUACUUUACUGUUUAUAUUUUUGACUACUUUUACUUCACUACAUUCCUAAAGAAAAUUAUGUACUUUUUACUCCAUACAUUUUCCAUUACACCCAAAAGUACUCAAAAAUGGUCUAAUUCACACACUUAUCAAGAGAACAUCCCUGGUCAACCCUACUGCCUCUGAUCUGGUGGACUCACAAAACACAUACUUCAUUUGUAGUGUUGGAGUGUGCCCCUAGCUAUCCGUACAUUUAAAAAACAAGAAAAUGGUGCUGUCUGGUUUUCUUAAUAGAAGGAAUUUUAAAUGAUUUAUACCUUUACUUUUACUUUUUGAUACUUAAUGUCAGAAGCUGAUGUGGAUGCGGUGUUGGAGUCAGGCGCAGGACACAGAAGCUUAGUCGAAAACGACUUUAAUUGUCACAAAGACAAAUACAAAAUAACGGGCCUCAAAACACAGGAGGCGAGCGAUUACGCAAACAGUGCGUAAAACACUAACAACUAGGAAACAAAUAACAUUCACCAGCGGACAGCGGACAACAACACACAACUGCAAACAAAACCAAAGGAAACUUAUAGGUGACAUAAUCAAUACAUAAUACGAAACAGGUGCACCAACAAGACAAAACCAAACAAACAUAGAGAACAUCAAGCGGUAGCAGCUAGUACUCCGGGGACGACGAACGGCGAAGCCUGCCCGAACAAGGAGGAGGAGCAGUCUCGGCGGAAUUCGUGACACUUAAGUAUAUUUGAGCAAUUACGUUUACUUUUGAUACUUAAGUAUCUUUAAAACCAAAUACUUUUAGACUUUUACUCAAGUAGGAUUUUACUGGGUGACUUUCACUUUUACUUGAGUCAUUUUCUAUUAAGGUAUCUUCAGUGGUGUAAAGUACUUAAGUAAAAAUACUUUAAAGUACUACUUAAGUAGUUUUUUGGGGUAUCUGUACUAUACUUUACUAUUUAUAUUUUUGACAACUUUUACUUUUACUCCACUACAUUCCUAAAGAAAAUAAUGUACUUUUUACUCCAUACAUUUUCCCUGACACCCAAAAGUACUCGUUACAUUUUGAAUGCUUAGCAGGACAGAAAAAUGUUCCAAUUCACACACUUUUCAAGAGAACAUCCCUGGUUAUCCCUACUGCCUCUGAUCUGGCUGACUCACUAAACACAAAUGCUUUGUUUGUAAAUUAUGUCUGAGUGUUAAAGUGUGCCCCUGGCUAUCCGUAAAUAAAAAAAUAAUAAUAAUUGUGCCGUCUGGUUUGCUUAAUAUAAGGAAUUUGAAAUGAUUUAUACUUUUACUUUUACUUUUGAUACUUCAGUAUAUUUUAGCGAUUACGUUUACUUUUGAUACUUAAGUAUAUUUAAAACCAAAUACUUUUAGACUUUUACUCAAGUAGUAUUUUACUGGGUGACUUUCACUUUUAGUUGAGUCAUUUUCUUUUAAGGUAUCUUCACUUUUACUCAAGUAUGACAAUUGGGUACUUUUUCCACCACUGUCGUUCUCCGCCAACAUCAAGGCGGUGACCCGCUCCUGCAGGUUCAUGCUCUACAACAUUCGGAGAGUGCGACCCUGCCUUACACAGGAAGCGGCGCAGGUCCUGGUCCAGGCACUUGUCAUCUCCCGUCUGGACUACUGCAACUCGCUGUUGGCUGGGCUCCCUGCCUGUGCCAUUAAACCCCUACAACUCAUCCAGAAUGCCGCAGCCCGUCUGGUGUUCAACCUUCCCAAGUUCUCUCACGUCACCCCCCUCCUCCGCACACUCCACUGGCUUCCAGUUGAAGCUCGCAUCCGCUACAAGACCAUGGUGCUUGCCUAUGGAGCAGUGAGGGGAACGGCACCUCUGUACCUUCAGGCUCUGAUCAGUCCCUACACCCAAACGAGGACAUUGCGUUCAUCCACCUCUGGCCUGCUGGCUCCCCUUCCUCUGCGGAAGCACAGCUCCCGCUCAGCCCAGUCAAAACUGUUCGCUGCUCUGGCACCCCAAUGGUGGAACAAGCUCCCUCACGACGCCAGGACAGCGGAGUCACUCACCACCUUCCGGAGACAUUUGAAACCCCACCUCUUUAAGGAAUACCUGGGAUAGGAUAAAGUAUUCCUUCUAACCCCCCCCCCCCCCAAAUUGUAAAGUGGUUAUCCCACUGGCUAUAGGGUGAACGCACCAAUUUGCGAGUCGCUCUGGCUAAGAGCGUCUGCUAAAUGACGUUAAUGUGCCCUUGAGCAAGGCACUUAACCCUAAUUGCUCCUGUAAGUCGCUCUGGUUAAGAGCGUCUGCUAAAUGACUAAAAUGUAAAUGUAAAUGUUGUGUUGUGUAGGGUUAGUCUGGGUAUCUAUCUAUCCCAUCCAUCCAUCUAUCCGUCUGUCCGUCCGUCCGUCCGUCUGUCUGUCUGUCUGUCUGUCUGUCUGUCUGUCUGUCUGUCUGUCUGUCUGUCUGUCUGUCUGUCUGUCUGUCUGUCUGUCUGUCUGUCUGUCUGUCUGUCUGUCUCUUCCUGUCAGUACAAGUGCUGAAUGAGACCAGUGCUUGUUUUCAGAAGUCAGUUCUCCAUUGCUGUUAUUGAGCUCUUUCUCUUUUGACCUUUCACUUUUUGUCUAUUUCUCCUUCGCAGUCUCUAUUUUACUGUCUUUCUUUCACUGUCUACUCAAUGUCUGCUCACCCUCUGAUUCUAUCAGUUUUUCUAUUGCUAACAAUCUCUUUGUCAAACUCUCUCUGCCACCCUCUCCUGUUUCCACAUCCCCAUUAGUUCCAUUCACACUUUGUGCUGCACAGCGUCUUUAUAUUCAAUAUACAGACUCAUAAAUAAUGUCCUAAAGACUUCCAUCAACAAAGGUAGUAUGACCACUGAGACUGAAUGUAUCCACCACCACCUUCUGCCAUAACUCAAGCCUGCAUCCCAAAUGGCACCAUAUUCUCUGUAUAGUGUACUAGUUUUGACCACAACCCUAUGGGCCUUGGACAAAGUAGUACACUAUUCUGGUAAAGGGUUUGCCAUUUGGGACGCAGCCCUACUCCGGCACCCUGGCACCCAGUGAUGAGGGAUCCAAUAGAGCUGUCAUACAUUACAGUUAUUACUAGCAGGCAUGAAUCACAGCCCAGGAUCACUGUUACAGUGAAUCAAUUGGAUCCAGACAGAGAGAGAGAUCUUCAGGACAGCUGGCAUGGAGAAGCAGCUGGAGGGAAAUGCAUGGGAUUGAGAGAGUGGGGAGAGAGAGAGGGUGUGUGAGAGAGGUACAAUAAAGGUUGGAGAUACAGUCAGAGAGAGGGGUCUCUCAGCCAAUGACGUGGCUGAAGAGGCAGAGCCAGCUGGGUGGUUACAGUGAAACAGGAAGAGGAAGUAAACACUUAGCACCAGACAACAACACACUCAUACUGAUAGUUCAUCAGAAUACUGUGGACUGCAUAGGUAAAUCACUAUCCUACAGAGCCCCCUCCUUUAGUUACACGUAUGUCGUUGCGUUUUCAUUUGCUUGGAAUAUGAUAGUUUGCUGACUGUAAUACUUUUGCUCAUAGUCCCAUACAGGAACUACACUAAGAAGGCCACUGUGUGUGGACCUCAUAAGCAAAUCUUUAUAGUUAAAACCCCCUGCUUCACCAAGACAAGCAUCACGGCAUUUUCACUUCCUUUUUAUACAGUCGUUUAGUUUGUGGACUAUAAUAGUUUGUUGAAUAUGAUGAUUUCUUUACAGGCUCAUACUAAAACGACAUAAUUUAGGGCAUUCAAACUCAACUCUGGACCUCGAAGCCAGUUCCACUGCAUUUUUGAAUUGUUCCCCUCUAAUCAGGGACUGAUUUAGACCUGGGACACCAGGUGUGUGGAAUUAAUUAUCAGGUAGAACAGAAAACCAGCAGGCCCCGGGCCUCGUAGGGUAAGAGUUGAAUACCCCUGAUAUAGGGUAUGGACCACAAAGGCACAUAUUUAGCCUAUACUUAGAUCCCCUCCGAGUCAUUAACACAUCCCUCAUUGCAUUUCCACUUCCUUUUUCAAGGUUGUGGACUGUAACAGUUUGAUAAAUAUGAUCAUUUGAUCAAAACCCCAUACCAAAAGUAUAUACUGAAAUAGAGCACAGUGGAGUGUGGGUGUGGACUAGAGCUGUUGCGGUGACUGUAUUACCGCCACACUGGCGAUCAUGAGUCAUGAAGGCAAUCAAAUUCCACGUGACCGUUUAGUCACGGUAAUUAGGCUUCUCCAAGCUCUAAUGCUGCUGAUGGUCAUUAGUAGCCUACCAAACUUGCUAACUGCCUGGUACUCAGCACUCUAUUGUCACCUAAUCAAUCUGACAUCAAUGCAAAUGUCAUUGAAAAUCUAAUCAAACACUUCAUGAGAGCCCAUGAGCUCAUGUUGCGCAACAUUUCUAUAAGCUAUGCAAUUCCGGGAGAAAACAGAGUGAUGGCCUCUGGUCUAAGUGGUGCAGUGGUCUAAGGCACUGCAUCGCAGUGCUAGCUGUGCCACUAGAGAUCCUGGUUCGAAUCCAGGCUCUGUCGUAGCCGGCCGCGACCGGGAGACCCAUGGGGCGGCGCACAAUUGGCCCAGCGUCGUCCAGGGUAGGGGAGGGAAUGGCCGGCAGGGAUAUUGGUAGAGCAUGGUGUUUGCAACGCCAGGGUUGUGGGUUCGAUUCCCACGGGGGGCCAGUAUGGAAAAAAAUAUAUAAUGUAUGCACUCACUAACUGUAAGUCGCUCUGGAUAAGAGCGUCUGCUAAAUGACUAAAAUGUAAUGUAAAUGUAAAAAGAGGAGGAUCCGAUCAGCUUUCUAUAGGCUAGGCCUACUAUAUUUAUUUCACAACUUUCCUAAUAUUAAACAAAUAUUAAGCAUAUUGCUUAUCUUUACAACAGGAGUAUAGCCUACCUGGCUGGCAUGAAAAUGGACCACAGGUAAAGCGUCCUCCAUUCGCUAUUUAAGUGUAGAGAUGACAUUUUUUCGCCUGCCCCUGUUUUCGAGACAGGUGCAUGAUAAUGGUCCAUUCUAAAUCAAAACGAAUUUCACACAUAUAUUAUUUAGUAUAUGUAAAGACAAGAUUAAAUCAAGAAUUGUCUGAUGGGUGACAAUAUUAGCCUAUCACUUGUGAUUUAUAUAUUAUCACUUGUGAAUGAUGCACAGCUUAAGGCAAGAAACAAUGCCUUUUUUGUGUGACUUUUUCUAAUCAUUACAUUUACAUUUUAGUCAUUUAGCAGACGCUCUUAUCCAGAGCGACUUAUAGUUAGUGAAUGCAUACAGUGGGGAAAAAAAGUAUUUAGUCAGCCACCAAUUGUGCAAGUUCUCCCGCUUAAAAAGAUGAGAGAGGCCUGUAAUUUUCAUCAUAGGUACACGUCAACUAUGACAGACAAAAUGAGAAAAAAAAUCCAGAAAGUGAAGAUGAUAGUGUGCUAGUGAAGAGGAUAGUGUGCUAGUGAAGGGGAUAGUGUGCUAGUGAAGGGGUUGGUGUGCUAGUGAAGGGGAUAGUGUGCUAGGGAAGGGGAUAGUGUGCUUUUGAAGAGGAUAAUGUGCUAUUGAAGGUGAUAGUGUGCUAGUGAAGGGGAUAGUGUGCUAGUGAAGGGGAUAGUGUGCUAUUGAAGGUGAUAGUGUGCUAUUGAAGGUGAUUGUGUGCUUUUGAAGGGGAUAGUGUGCUAUUGAAGGUGAUAGUGUGCUAUUGAAGGUGAUAGUGUGCUAGUGAAGGGGAUAGUGUGCUAGUAAAGGGGAUAGUGUGCUAUUGAAGGUGAUAGUGUGCUGGUGAAGGGGAUAGUGUGCUAUUGAAGGUGAUAGUGUGCUAGUGAAGGGGAUAGUGUGCUAGUGAAGGUAAUAGUGUGCUAUUGAAGGUGAUAGUGUGUUAUUGAAGGUGAUAGUGUGCUUUUGAAGAGGAUAAUGUGCUAUUGAAGGUGAUAGUGUGCUAGUGAAGGGAAUAGUGAGCUAGUGAAGGGGAUAGUGUGCUUUUGAAGGGGAUAGUGUGCUAGUGAAGGGGAUAGUGUGCUAGUGAAGGUGAUAGUGUGCUAGUGAAGGUGAUAGUGUGCUUUUGAAGGUGAUAGUGUGCUUUUGAAGGUGAUAGUGUGCUAGUGAAGGGUAUAGUGUGCUAUUGAAGGGGAUAGUGUGCUAGUGAAGGGGAUAGUGUGCUAGGGAAGGGGAUAGUGUGCUAUUGAAGGUGAUAGUGAAGGUAAUAGUGUGAUAUUGAAGUUGAUAGUGUGAUAUUGAAGUUGAUAGUGUGAUAUUGAAGGUGAUAGUGUGAUAUUGAAGGUGACAGUGUGAUAUUGAAGGUGAUAGUGUGAUAUUGAAGGGGAUGGUGUGAUAUUGAAGAUGCUGGUGUGAUAUUGAAGGGGAUAGUGUGAUAUUGAAGGUGAUAGUGUGAUAUUGAAAUAAUACAUCAGUCUUCUGCUUUGCAUUGAUAGGGUCCUGGUACUAACUGUUCACUGAUCUCUCUAACCUGACUUGCAUAAAUAUUAAGAUAAUAUAAUGUAGCCUAGCUCUGCUCCCUGUAGAGAGGACUAUAUGUAUAAAUCCUGCUGGUUUUCCCUCAACAGCCCUCUAUCUGUCUGUCAGAGCUGACAGUUAAGACACAUCAUGUAGGGCUGUGAAUAACCGUGACCAGAUGGUAACCAGGAGGAGCCAGUCAAUCAAACCAGCUUCUUCCACUCAAUCAUUUCACAUAACUAGGUCUAUAAUCAUUAUGCAAUGGACAUACUGUAUAUAUCUAUUUGAAUGAAACAGAAAUGCAAAAACAUUGGUACAACAACCGUAUAGAUCAGGGGUGUCAGGAGGGUAGCUCUCCAGGAAUAGGGUUAGAGUUAAAACCUACAGGAGGGUAACUUUUCAGGAACAGGUUUGGAGUUAAAAUCUACAGGAGGGUGGCUCUCCAGGAACAGGGUUGGAGUUUAAACCUACAGGAGGGUAGCUCUCCAGGAACAGGGUUGGAGAGCACUGAUAUAGAGAAAGACUAUAUUGCGGUACCAUUCUAUUAUGUGUUUUGUGAUGGAGUGUGAGUGUGUUUUUGCUUAUGUUCAUUUGUGUUUCUUCUGACCUGCCCACCAUCAUGAGUGUGUAUGUGUGAUUGCAGAUUGAGAGGCGCAUGGAGCUGGUCCGUCUAGUGUCCCACAACGCACACAAGAGACUGGUCACCUGUCUACAGGGUCACAUCGGAACAGACGCAGAAAAGAGACACGUAAGGACAAUCUCCUUCUCUACCUCCUCAUCCUCUUCUAUCUCUCCUUCUCACCCUCUCCUCUUCUAUCUCUCCUUCUCACCCUCUCCUCUUCUAUCACUCCUUCUCACCCUCUCCUCUUCUAUCUCUCCUUCUCUACUCUCCUCUUCUAUCUCUCCUUCUCACCCUCUCCUCUUCUAUCUCUCCUCCUCUACCCUCUUCCUCUUCUACCUCCACUCCUCUCUACCUCUCCUCUUCUAUUCUCCUUCUCACCCUCUCCUCUUCUAUCUCUCCUUCUCACCCUCUCCUCUUCUAUCCUCUUCUCUACCUCUCCUCUUCUAUCUCUCCUUCUCUACCUCUCCUCUUCUAUCUCUCCUUCUCUACCUCUCCUCUUCUAUCUCUCCUACUCACCUCUCCUCUUCUAUCACUCCUUCUCACCCUCUCCUCUUCUAUCUCUCCUUCUCACCCUCUCCUCUUCUAUCUCUCCUUCUCACCCUCUCCUCUUCUAUCUCUCCUUCUCACCCUCUCCUCUUCUAUCACUCCUUCUCACCUCUCCUCUUCUAUCUCUCCUUCUCACCCUCUCCUCUUCUAUCUCUCCUUCUCCCCUCUCCUCUUCUAUCUCUCCUUCUCUACCCUCUCCUCUUCUAUCACUCCUACCUCACCCUCUCCUCUUCUAUCUCUCCUUCUCACCCUCUCCUCUCUAUCUCUCCUUCUCAGACCAUCUCCUCUUCUAUCCUCCUUCUCACCCUCUCCUCUUCCUAUCUCUCUUCUCCCCAUCUCCUCUUACUAUCUCUCCUUCCUCACCCUCUCCUCUUCUAUCAUCCUUCUCACAUCUCCUCUUCUAUCUCUCCUUCUCACCAUCUCCUCUUCUAUCUCUCCUUCUCACCAUCUCCUCUUCUAUCUCUCCUCUCACCAUCUCCUCUUCAUAUCUCUCCUUCUCACCAUCUCCUCUUCUAUCUCUCCUUCUCACCAUCUCCUCUUCUAUCUCUCCUUCUCACCAUCUCCUCUUCUAUCUCUCCUUCUCACCAUCUCCUCUUCUAUCUCUCCUUCUCACCAUCUCCUCUUCUAUCUCUCCUUCUCACCCUCUCCUCUUCUCAGGGAGAUGUGUUGUGAACAGCUCUUACCUCUAACUCAGACAUCCACGUUAACCACAUACUAAUGUCAAUGAAAGAUGUGCAAUUACUGUAAUUUGAGUUAUUUCAAGUUAGGUUUGGAGCACUAGAGAAAGGAGACUGAGACAAGUUAGACAUCAUCGCAAUGAGUGAUGUUAGCAAUGUUCUCUCUCCUCUGCAAUCACAACACAACAUCUCUCACGAAAUAACAGAGGAUAGACUCAGUGGACAGACAUGUGAAGUAGGCCUCUCUCCAAACCCUCCACUAUCUUUCCAAAAUACUGUUAGCCAGACCCGCCCCAGUGAUGCAACAUUACUGAUAUGACUGUCAAUUCACUGUCAUUACUUUCACUCCAGAAUUGUCCUCUUAUCUCGUGUUCGAAACAUAAUUUUUUUAUCGUCCAACAUUUUUGCUUUGACUUGAGAAAGACAGCUACUCAUGGUUCUUCAGAAGACCUAAGAUGAUAAAAUAUCUCAUGGACAGGUACGGCUGAGAGUUUCUGUUUAGAGGCGUGUUCACUUCACUAGUCUCAUUAGUACAAACAUGUAUCCCUACAGAAGUUAAUAGAGCAUCUGACGCAUUACACAAUAUUUUUGUUCUAGGUGUCCGAGAUGAAAGAUGAUACAGUAACAUGUCUUGUGUUGAGCAAUUUAACUACAAAUCCCAUGAUGCCUUGUGUUUCCUGCCACAGAAAAAGCUCCCUCUGUCAGCGCUGUCCCAGGCCAUGCAGGAUGGAGGAAGCCAGCUGGGGGAGGAAACACUGAUUGGGUGAGUGUGGAGCAAUGACUGCAGACGUAUAUGGGGCCGGUUUCCCAGGUACAAUGGAGAUCCUCCAUGCUUCUCAGUCCAAGACUAGGCUACAUCUGUAUUUGGGAAACCAGCCAAUGAUAUCUAUUGUUUGGACAUGUUGAACAUGCAGAUUCAGAAAUAUUCCGUUGAGAAAGUUAGUCCAUAAGCACAGAAUAUGAACAGAUCCCAGGACUAAGCUAGUGAGAGUUAUACAGGGAUGGAUAUGGAUGCUUAAAAGGCCUUUAAUGUGUUUGUGGUAUUCCUACAGUACCUAUUACUCUCAGCUUUAGGAAUGAUAAUGCAGUGAUAACGUUGUCUCUCUCUCUCUGUCCUCUUUCUCUCUGUUUAUCUGUGUAUAUGUGUGUGUUUACGUGUGCUUGUGUGCAUGCAUGUCUCUGUGUGUGUCUGUGUGUCUUUCUCUAUAUCUCUCUGUGUGUGUGUGUGUGUGUGUGUGUGUGUGUGUGUGUGUGUGUGUGUUGGCAGUAAGAUGAUGGAUGUGUGUGGGGAGGCAGAGAACAGACUAGCGUCUGAGCUGAUGCAACACGAGGUCCAGCUAGAGAGAGAGAUCCUGGAACCUCUCAACCAGCUAGCAGAGGUGACCACCAACACUCUCCAUAUCUUAUCCUGGCAUUGAUAACACUGAGCAUGUCAAUGGUGAUCAAGUAAUACAGAUCCCAAGGUCAUUUCACCUUGCUUCUGUUUUAAUACAGUACUGUUUUACUACAUAAUACAUGUUUUCACUACAAUAAAACGUGUUACUCCCAUACCUGCCCAGGUGGACAUUCCCAACAUCCUGAAACAGAGGAAACAGCUGGCUAAGCUAGUCCUAGACUAUGACUCAGCCAGAGCCAGGUACUGUACUACAACCCCAGAGCCAGGUACUGGACUAGAACCCCAGAGCCAGGUACUGGACUAGAACCCCAGAGCCAGGUACUGGACUAGAACCCCAGAGCCAGGUACUGCAAUAGAACCCCAGAGCCAGGUACUGGACUAGAACCCCAGAGCCAGGUACUGUACUACAACCCCAGAGCCAGGUACUGGACUAGAACCCCAGAGCCAGGUACUGGACUAGAACCCCAGAGCCAGGUACUGGACUAGAACCCCAGAGCCAGGUACUCGAAUAGAACCCCAGAGCCAGGUACUGUACUACAACCCCAGAGUCAGGUACUGGACUAGAACCCCAGAGCCAGGUACUGGACUAGAACCCCAGAGCCAGGUACUGGACUAGAACCCCAGAGCCAGGUACUGUAAUAGAACCCCAGAGCCAGGUACUGUACUAGAACCCCAGAGCCAGGUACUGUACUAGAACCCCAGAGCCAGGUACUGGACUAGAACCCCAGAGCCAGGUUCUGGAUUGAACCCCAGAGCCAGGUACUGGACUAGAACCCCAAUCAUAAGGCUAUGCCAAAUACACAUUGUAUGUGCAUUUUUCAAGUUAAGAUUUGACUCUAUGUGCACACGUAGAUGAGACAAAGUUCCAAAUCUCCAUAAUAUAUAUUUUUUUGCUCCAGGUGGUCGCAGGCAAGCAAGUCUAUUCACUUUUCCACCAACAACCAGGCCACGGCCGCCAAGGCUGAGACUCUCAAAGACGAGAUGGACGAGGCCCUGAACAAAGUGGAGAUGUGCAAAGUAGGUAGUGGUUUUUACAGAUUGAUUCGCCAUAUCAAGUGUCUCCGCUGAAAUGUUCAAUUUUAUAGCGUAUUGAACUUAUAUUAUUUAUCAUUUAAGGGAGAAUGAUAUAUAUAUAUUGGCACCAAAUGUGCACAUACAACAGAGGAUGUAAUUGGUGGGCAAAGUGGUAGAAACAGGUUUCCAGGGCAUUUUGCAGGUUUCCAGCACUAUGAAAAACCUCUCAGUAAAAAGGGAAGUCUAGGGACAGUACAGGGCAGCAUGAGAGCACACACCUGGUAUUCCCAGUAUUCCUAGAUGACCUUGGGAAGUUGGGAAUACCUUCCUGCUCUAAUGACUGAAGGUAAAUUUGAAAAAUGGCGGCACAUUCCAGCUAAGGCUUCUUAAUCAUGACAGGAUCAUAUCUGAUGACCUGGCUGAACAGAGGGUUAUUGUGACAGAGCCUGACAUACAUGUUAUUAGGGCUAUGUUAUUAAAGGGUUGUGACUGUGCUGUCAGUUACCUAUACAUGCUAUUCAUAUUGUUAGGUUCUAAGUUCUGGUUCAAUAAUCCAGACAGAUACCAAAGAAAGCUCAGGCUAGAUUUAUUAACCACACUGGGUGUUGCAGCUUCAAGACAAGAUACAACUUCACAAGCACAUAUAUCUAUAACCUCCGACUAGGCCCCCCUUCCCAAACAGAACCCCCUGGGCUGGGCAGGUGGUGUUAUCGACCCAGCUUGAGUCCGGUACUCCUCCACGCCUCUCACAGGACUUCUUAUCAGUCAGGAGAGGCCUUCAGUUAUAGGGAGUGCACAUUCUUGCAGUCUACCGCGGUCCACUAGAUAAUUACUCUUCUCAUACACAAAGAGCUUAAACCUAACACUACUUUUCAUCCCUAAGAAUAUAUAUAUGCUGUAUCCUCAUAUUAAAAGGAUAUAGUGGUAUAAAACAGUAAAGAUAUUAGACAGUGUUAUAGAACAGUAAUUACGAUCUACCAGCUCUAACUCCAAACAAUUGUCUCCUAUUCAACCCUUAUGGAAGCAUUCUUGCCCUCAGAGACAGGCCCUUUGUACUUUCCCUCUGCCCAAAUACAAUGGACAUAGAUUAUUCCAUCUAACCCAUGGCACAAUAAUUACUACUGCUAGGCUCAUUUUACAAUUAUAUUAAAAUGGGCUCAAGUCCAUAUGCAACAAUAUUAUUAAUGCAUAUUUCACUGGGUGAUUGGGUAAAAAGCGGGUUGAAAAUUGAAGUCUACACCACAUUUGGAGGGACAAAAUGCUAAUGUUCACGUCUUCCUUCCUAAGGACCAGCUGUCUGCUGACAUGUAUAACUUCUCCUCCAAGGAGGGAAACUACGCCCGCUACUAUGUCAUUGUGAGUAUUCUUCAUCCUGACUAUAUCAUAAGCUCAUCAUCAUCAUCAUUUCAUUCAGAUCACAUUUGACCCACAAUAUCUCAUGAGUUGAAAUGUUAUGUUAAGAGUGGGGUAGUAUUGGAUUGAAUAACGUUCUUGUCCCACAGGGAAUUUAAGGUGUGGCAUUUGGAAUAAAUUGAAGGCACAAUACGUGAUACAAUAUAAAUGUGUGUGAUACCAUGUGAAUGUGUGUGAUACCAUGUGAAUGUGUUUGAUGCCAUGUGAAUGUGUGUGAUACCAUGUGAAUGUGUGUGAUGCCAUUGAAUGUGUGUGAUACCAUGUAAAUGUGUUUGAUACCAUGUGAAUGUGUGUGAUACCAUGUAAAUGUGUGUGAUGCCAUGUGAAUGUGUGUGAUAUUAUUUAUUAUUAUUAUACCAUGUGAAUGUGUGUGAUACCAUGUAAAUGUGUGUGAUACCAUGUGAAUGUGUGUGAUACCAUGUAAAUAUGUGUGAUGCCAUGUGAAUGUGUGUGAUACCAUGUAAAUGUGUGUGAUGCCAUGUGAAUGUGUGUGAUACCAUGUGAAUGUGUGUGAUACCAUGUGAAUGUGUGUGAUACCAUGUGAAUGUGUGUGAUACCAUGUGAAUGUGUGUGAUACCAUGUGAAUGUGUGUGAUACCAUGUGAAUGUGUGUGAUGCCAUGUGAAUGUGUUUCAGUUGGUAGAGGCCCAGGCCGACUACCACAGGAGGUCUCUGGCUGCUCUGGAAGGAGUCCUGCCGACCAUACAGGCACAGAAAGGUAAAGGAAACCUUAAUGAAUCAAAACCUGUUAACACAAUUUUCUUGAUAAAAGAAUGCACAUUUCAAUUAAUAUGCUCAAGAGACUAAGGUAAAAAAUCAAAUAAUAAUAAUAAAUUAAACUGAAUGUUGAUUCAUAAUGCUUUCUCACUGCAUGCAAUGAAUGUUCUGACUGCAUCACCUUGGUCAGAUAUGUUUUACCUCUAAUCAACAGUCUCUUUCAUUUCAAAGCCAGUAUUCACAAAGCACAGCCAACUAUUCAUGUAAUGUUAAGUAGGAAACGGAGUCUGGUAAAGGUUUGUUAUAAAAAUAGAAAAUCUCAAGUGACAUAACUGACGUCAGUUUGUUAAGUCUUGGCACUUCAUUGCCUUAGCAGUAAAACAAAGCGGUGCUAAUGAGCAGUCUUUCUCGGACUUAAUGAAAUAGGAAUUGGAUUGAAUCAGGUUCAAUUUGAUUUGAGUGAAAACGGCUCUAUUGUCUUAAAAACAUCUACAGUCACAUCUGGACCCGUAAUCUCUCCUGUCCAUAUAAAGCUGAUUCAUUAUGAACUAAAAGGCUAAACAGAUCCUUGAUCAGCAGUCCUAUUCUGAGCGCUUUUUGAAUAGAGGCCCUGGUCUCACUCUGGAUCAGAUAAAUUAAUUACAUGUGCUAAGAUGAAGUUGGUUAUUAGUGAGCAAUCGGUUAAUCUGUUAGUCGUACUCUAAAAUGACAGGAAUAACCUAGCAGUCAGAACAGAAUCUCUGUUUCCUCACAUACUGUUCAUGAUAAUGAAACUGACCUACGCCAGCGGCCAUUUUGUGCCCUGUGUACAGACUCGUGGAUGGAGAAGCCUGCGUACGGCACGGCUCUGGAAGAGCACCUGAAGAGGAGUAACCGUGAGAUCGCCCUGCCCUUAGAGGCCUGUGUCAUGAUGCUGCUGGAGACUGGCAUGAAGGAGGAGGUAACCAUCACCAUGAUGAUGAUGGUGAAAAGAAUGGACUAGCGCAGGGAUCAUCAACUAGAGUUUUUCUUGAGUGGAUGUUCAGGGGGCCAGAACAUAAUUACAAAUAAUUUGUACACUUCAAAUUGACCGCAAUAAGCCCAAAUAGAUAUAAUAUUUGACUAAAACAUAAUAAUUUCAAACCUUCCUUACAUUUGUAUAUGAUCAAAUACAGUAUAGCUCUCUAUUAUGCGUGGGAAUACUUUGGAACAGACUUCCAAAAUUAAAAGCACUUGGAGCUGAUUUCCUGGUGUUUUUACAGUCUUUUAUGUCCAACAAAAAACUUGGGGGGACAAUUAAAAUAAUUUGGCCCACCGGCCGCCAGUUGGGGAACCCUGGGCUAGCGUUUUUAUAGUGCUUCUCACUAGGUCUCAAUGCACUACUAGUUAUUGAGGGUAAGUCACCCUAUCCAUAUCUAAUAUGUAGCAAACUACCAACAUGUUACUGUUACAGACAGAAGACUAGACAAUUGCCAUUUCACAGACAUGCUGAGUAAGAGCCUGCAGUCUAGUACUGAUGACAUCUGUGGUCUGGUUCUUUGGUUGGUUAGCCAGCCUCGUGCCUUGGAGGGAAGCUUUCAACUGUAACACUUUAUUUUUUAUUUUUUACAGACAACCUCAACCUCAAAGAAUCGUAUCUCUAUAGAUGUGAAAUGAUGGUAUCUAUUUUCUCCCUCCUUCCUUCUCCUUGUCUCAGUCAUACCAGACCAGACGGCCUUCUCUAAUAUUAGAACAGAAAGCAGACAUCCAUUUCCCCCUCAAAGAGCUUCUCAGUUCAAUUCAAAUGGGCAUUUUUUAUCAUUUAUAUUUGUAUCUAACCAUGGUUAGUUUGUUGAGAACCAGUUCUCAUUUGCUAUGAAGACAAAACCAUUUACAAACUUUAAUAAUGUAUCUCUCUCUUCUCAGGGUCUGUUCCGAAUCGCUGCUGGGGCCUCCAAACUAAAGAAGCUGAAGGCAGCGCUGGACUGUUCCACCUCCCAGUUAGAGGAGUUUUACUCUGACCCCCAUGCUGUAGCUGGUAUGACCCAUUUCCCUUACAUCACUCAGUAAAGUUGUUUUCGUUCCCCUUGACUCUCAAUAGUCUAUGCAGGGGUUGAAUUUGGAGGUGCGGAGGGGAAGACAAUACAAACUGCAGUCUUUGGAUUUGAGAGCGUAUUCAGUCCAGUGGGAAUGGUGUAUAUUUCAGUUGAAAAUUAUCAUGUAUUUUAGGUGGACAGUCCCACUACUUCGAAAAGCACAAUUGAACCCCAUUCAGUUCAUGUACUAUAAUGCACCAUGUUUGUGGUUGUGUUGUCCCUGUCUCUGUCCAGGAGCUCUGAAGUCUUACCUCAGAGAGCUGCCUGAACCCCUUAUGACCUUCGCACUGUAUGACGAGUGGACACAAGCCUCCAAGUAAUAAUACCACAUAUCCACCUGUGUACACAUUGAUUCACUGUCAUGGUCGUAUUCAAUAGGCACAAAACUGAAGAAAACAGACCGAAACGUGGAGGUACUACCUGAAUUGGCCAAUAAGAAAUGCUCAUUUUGGUUUUCUGUUGCAAAGCGUUUUGCUAUGGUGUGCCCUAAUGAAUACGACCCAAACCCAACAGGUGUUUAUUAUAGAGACUGUGAAACAUUGUACCAUCUUAUUUGUGUAUGUAAUGUUGUGUUGUACAGUGUGUCUGACACAGACAGGAGGCUUCAAGCUUUGUGGGUGGCGUGUGACGGUUUGCCAAAGAACCACAAGGCCAACUUCAGGUGAGUGUCAUGCUGGAAACAUUUAAACGUCCACCACUCCAAUGAUAUGCUCCCAGAAGUGAUUUAUUUAUGAGAUGCACAGAAGGUCAAUGGUUCAUUCCCCCUUUGGGAUUUUGUUUGCAGGUAUCUGGUAAAGUUCCUAGCCAAGCUGGCCCAGGACAGUGAGGUGAAUAAGAUGACUCCCAGUAACAUCGCCAUAGUGCUGGGACCCAACCUGCUCUGGUCCAAGACUGAGGGGUGAGCAGUACACUGAGGAGGAUAUACAACAUCCAUCCCAUGCAUCAAAAAGAAAGGACCAAGGCACUCUUCAUUGAAUUAAUACAAAUUCCUUUAUUUGUAUGGCAUGUUCAAUGGAAACAAAGAUAACACAUUUCAAAUCUUUGUUUCCAUUGAACAUGCCAUACCAAUAAAGGCAUUUUAAUUAAUUAUAUGAAGAGAGCCUUGGUCCUCCUUUCUUUGUGAUGACCCAUUUACCCCUUUUACCAAAGACUACCUUCUGUCUACAGAAACCUACUAUUGUGUACCUUAGCAACGCUUCCUGCCUUAUUUUUUCUACAAAUCCAUCCCUUGCAUUUGAGUUCAAUAAUUAGCAUGAAUAGUGUUGUACAGUACAUAGAUACAGUAGUUAAUUUCCUAACAACAGAUUUUGCUUGAUGUUUCAUUGAUCUCUCUCUCUCUCUCCCUGUAUCCUCAGGACUCUGGCAGAGAUGGCUGCUGCUACCUCUGUCCAUGUGGUGGCCAUCAUAGAACCCAUCAUCCAGCACGCUGACUGGUUCUUCCCAGAUGGUAAGCGACCUCUACUUGUACCUGGGAAGGGAUUGUGUUACAGAAAGUCUUUAUCUAAGUGACUAUGUUACUCCUAAGUUACUCCUCACGUGACAUAGAACGGGAAAUGCCCUUUGUCUUGCUUGCUGACCUCUCUGUGUUUCACUUCUCAUCAGACGUGGACUUCAACGUGUCGGGCAUGUUCGUGGCCAUGACCCCUGAACCUGACCCGGGACCUUUCGAGAGGCGACACCCCAGCAGCCUGGUGGACGGGGACAGUCCCCGCAAAGACAGGUACCUGUCCUACCCCCGUAGCAACCCCCGUCCCAGCCCAGGUCUCAUCCCCCAUCCCCGGACACUGACCAGGCAGGAGUCCAGGGGGGCAGCAGCCGUCUCAGCCCUCUAUGUAGUGGCUGACGAGUCCAUCACGGUCAAAGAAACGCCCGCUGGGGAGCAGGAACAGCCGAUGCCACUGCCUUCUUAACGAAGUCCAACCUAUACACUAGGAGACAGUUUGUGAAUCCAGAAUCCCAGUUUCUGAAAGUCCAUUCCAAUUCCAAUGUGUUUGUGUGUGUUUUGACACUACAGUAUUGCCGAUAUGUAAGAUGAUUGUAGAAAGGAACCAAUAAAAUGUGUUUAAACCGAGGACAGUGGUGAACGUGAUGAAUAACCACACUUUCUCACUAAGAAUUGUUCUUAAAUUAACACAUGUUUCAGGAGAUAUAAGGAUUAACUCUCACUUGUCUUGAAUCACACUUUUAUCAAGCUGUGUCACAAAACAAUGUUUAACACUUUGAACAUCCUAUAUGCCACUCUCUAUUAAAGCCUAGGUUUUAGGUUACUGGUUGUAUGUUUUGUGUCACUCUAUUCUGUUGUCAUGGCAUCUAUCUAUACUCUCGCUGUAAGAAACGGCAGGAGCUCAAAGUUCACUAGUUCGAAGGUCACUUGAACUAGAAUCAUGUGAUACUCCGUUUCAGUAAAGGCCUUUGGUUAAUACCUCAUUCUUCUCUCUCUCUGUGGAGUGGUCUCUCUUUUAACUGUCUUUCUUUUUCUGUUUCUGUAUCAGUCCCUGUCUCUCAUAC